UCUGUUUUAUUUUCAUUGCAAUUCUGACUGACUCUGGCUUCUUCAACUUAAUCUAGAUAUUGUCCUUUGUUCCUCUGUUCUUGAUUUCUCAUGCCACUCUGUCCUCCUCCUCUAACUUUCACUUCCAGCCUAUUUUUACAUCUUUCUCUCUUGCCCUCUUUCUCUCAUCCUGCUGAUCUCAUUGUUGUCCCAGGUGGUGACAGGCAGAAAAAAAAACGGACCAUAAGAGAGGCCUAACAGGGACAAAAGGGUUCAUCAAACCCAACACACCAGGGAGCUCCCAGAUCCUGUGACAAACAGUAGGCACCUUGAUCCAGGUGGAGAUACAGGGUCUUAGCCUCCAGGACCAACCUCCAGGAUGUCCCGGAGGAGGUCUACAGGUGACCUGGUGCCCAGGGACAUCACUGAGAUCUUGGCUCGUGAGGCAAGGGCUCAGCGUGGGCAGAGGAAGCCAGGAAGCUCCCUUGGAGGAGCUUUCAGCUGGUUAAAGGGGAGCCGGCGGAGGAAGAACACUGGCAAUGGAAUGAACCGUAACGGGAGCGCUGUGAUAGAUGCCAAAGUGGGACUUCAGAACCAUGACCCUCCAAAAGCUGGCCCCAAGGUGAAUGAAGACCAGAAGAGGCUGACAGUCCACUAUACGCCCUCACAGUACUACCAGGAGAAUGUUUUCAUUGAGGGCAGCAGGCCUCAGUACCUGGAGGACCUGCACACUGAAGCUCAGGAGGGACUCAAGAUACAACAGCAGGAAGCUCUCUCAGAACACAAGAAUGGAGUGAACUUUCCUGACGAUGAAAGCAUUGCUUCCACAGACACUCUCCGUCCGGAGAAGGAUAUCAGCUCCAAAGACAGAGAUGUGUCUUCAGAGUCAAGACCCACCUCUGGGAAUACCGAUAGCACAGUAACCUUUGCUGCGAUGACUAGGCCUGUGCUUACCCACCAAGGUUCUACAUUCAAGCCCCUGAAUCCAGUCAAAAGACUGGAUAAGAGCAGGAAGAGGACCAGGAGAACCACCAUCAUGGGUAUUCCCAACCAGGUCCAGAAAGAACUUGCUCUAAACAGAAGCUCCACCUUUCAGCCACUUGUUUCUACCGAAGUCUCUAACAACAGGCAAAUCAGUGACAGCCAUUCAUCAGGUGUGGUUAUUAUUUCAACAGUUGAUGGGACUCCAGUGGCAAAUACAUUGGGAGCAAGGGUACACCUUUCAGAGCUGGAGCAGACAUUCAGAGACGAAGAACUGGUGAGGAAGCACCUCCAGGCAGUAGAUGAGCAAUCCUUCAACCACCAGGACUUUGGGUCCCAUCUCUGCCCCACCUCCAACCUGAGACCCAAAUCCCUUGCAGUACCUAGCAUGACAACUUCCACCUCAUUCUCUCCUUCGGUGUUUAAUUAUCUCCAGGAACCCCAGGGCCCAGUGAUGUCUGUCUCUCCACAGGCCACUUACUUAUCUACAAUCAUUCCUAAUGCUGUCCUGCCAGCAUCAGUUGAAGUCAUUGAGAUUGACCGCAGUAACAGCCGGACUCGUGGCAGCAGUGUCAACCAUGGCAGUAGUGUUCGCACUGUAAGCAAAAGCAGCCUGACAUCUGGGGAUUCGUCAGUCAGCCCUUUGUUGUCCAGAAGAUCAGAUGGUGACAGUUCCCAGACAAAUAAUUAUCACAAUGACUCCACGCUGAUGGCCACAUCAGCUUCAGGGUCAAGCUGGAGUGAGUCUAAGUCUUCUGAGACCAUUAUUUCAAACCCAUCUCCAUUGUCCUCCAAGAGCAGCAUACAAAGCAGUAACUCCUCGCAGAGAGUGUGUCUAAAUGGGCAGGAGAGCAAAACCAAGCAAACUGGUGGGGAUCAGGACCUUGUCAGUUUCCGUAACUCAGUUAGUGUGAUUGGCGACCCUAGCAAUAAAAGUGAAAACCUUGUUACAGGACCAGGGUUGGAAUCUAGUGCAUCGGGGGCUGUGGCUGCUGGAGAGCAAGCAAAGAAUAAAAAGAAACGUAGCCUUUCAGUUAUGAAGACCAAGCAACCCCCAGCACCACCACGGAGAACAAACUCUCUGCACGGUAACAAGAUUAGAGGUAACUCCAGGGUUCUUGUGGACAGCAAAGGUCUCAAUGACUCUGCUUCUGGGGAGGUGACAGUGACUACAGAAAAGAUGGUAACAAAGGAUCAGACAAAGUUGGUUACAAAUCACACUAAGAUGCCUGAACCUAUAUCAAACUUCCCUGGGUCCAGCUCACCAGAUUCUUCCUCCACUCUUCUAACUUCCACACAGGCCUCUCCUAAGGAAGCUGGUGAAACAGAGGUAUCUCCAGAAUCUAGCUCCUCCCCACAAAAAAUUUCCCCAGAAGAGGGGAAAUUCGAACGGACCAUUUCUCCAUCUAGUGGUUACUCUAGUCAGAGUGGCACUCCAACGCUUUCCCCAAAGGGGAUCUCCCCAGCCUCCCCGGACAAGCAGAAGAAGAAGCCAGUCAAGCCAGAAAGAUCAGUGUCGCGAGCCUCAUCCUCAGCAGCUUCUCCUUCAUCCUCAGUUACAUCUUUAUCAUCUGGUACAUCUGAGCUUGCCACUACGGAUGUAUCCGUGUGUAGCCCAAAUCAGCCGCCACAGGGAUCUUCAUUAACUGUUGCUACAAAAGAACUUGCACUGAAGAAUGAUUCCUCAACUUUUAGUGAGGAAGUCAAAGAGCUAUUGAACAUCCCACCACCUCCUAAAGUCAAAGCACCAUGUCCUCCUCCUCCAGAGACAUGGGUUCACAACAGACGCACCUUUGAGCUCCUGUGUGGGGCAUGCCCUAAUGUCAAAGAAAAAGCAGCACAAAUACAGGAAAGCACAAGUAGCGCGGUAGGUACCCAGACUGAAACUAGGAAAGAGAUCCAGGUUUUGGAUGAAAUACAGACACCUACAGACAAACCUGUCAUAGAAUUGUCAGAAAACAAAGAUAAGCCUGAGGAACUGUCAUCAGUGCAUCCUGACAGUGUCCACACGGGGCAGGGGGGUAGGGAAUAUCCAGAACAAGGAGAACCGUUAGCCCAGGAAAAAGGAAAAGCAAGUGUAGAUGUUCAGCAACAAGAACAGAGUAGUAGCUUUGUCGUGAAGAAGCCACAGAUUCAAGGGACAACUCCAAAGAAAGAGCCCCCUCCUGUCAUGAAGAAACCCAUGACAGUACUGCAGAGAGGGGAAAUGGUCUUGGCAGGGAAGUCACUGGAGAAAGAGAACAAUGAAAUGCGUACCAUAACAGAGGUUACUAUAAAUGUUGAGAACACAUGUUUACAGAAUGGUGUAACAGCAUUAGUUGAUAAUAGCGAGAUCGAGAUGGACAGAAAUGAGGUCCGAUCCAUGCAAAGACUUUCAAUAGAGGUCCCUAAAAUCACUAAGGUUUCUCCACCACCUACCCCUCCCCCUGCAUACCACCCAACACCUCCUCCAUCAAGGAAAACACCUCCCUCAUCAGUAUCUACACCUCCAAACGAGUUACAAAGGGUACAGGAGGAGAUCCACAUUUUAGAGUCCUCUUGGCCACCUCCACCACCUCCUUUGGAAGGGGACUCCGUAUUUGAUGGAGUGGAUGAGGCUGACUUUCCUCCACCUCCUCCUCCAUCCUUCAUAACUGACAGUGUACCAGAUGUGCUGGAUGGUUGCAUCACAGAGUUGGGCGACCCUAAAGUGCAGACUGUACAAAGUUCAAAUUUAGACCCAGCUAUUCAACAACCAGUUAUAAAUGACACAAAACCUGUGAUUGACAUGCAAAUGUCAAAACCUAAACCUUGUGAGAUUUCUUGCCAAGUAGUGCAGAAUAUUUCAUCUGUUUCAGAGACUGUCUCACCUCCACCAGUGGAAUCGCCUCUUAUACCAACAAUGAGAAAAGCAGAAAGUCCAGUAUCAAACACAGCUGUAGAUCCUCUAAGCAGUUUUCAGAAGCGAGCUUCGCUGCAAAUUGAAGAUUCCUCUGUGUCCAUCAGUACUCAGUCUUCAGCUCUGACUGUGCCAGUAGCACCUCCUCUACCGGCAGAUAAUUUAACCCAUGGUGUUAAUUUCAGAAGACACCCCAGCCUAGCAAAUCGAGAUGCCAGGUCCAAGGAGCUCCUCUCCCGCCACAAAAGUGCUCCCAUUCCUAAAGAGGAUGCUAACAUUCCUCUUGUCACCCCUUCCCUGCUUCAAAUGGUUCGACUCAGAUCAGUCAACAUGACUGAGGAUCAGGUGAAAUGUCCAUCAGAGGACAAGCCCACAAAUGAGGGAGCACCAGUUAAGGAGAAUUGCCCAGGUUCAAUCCAAGGAUCUCAAAACAUCCCUCAAAAGCCCAUCCGCAAGUCUUUGUCACUGAAAUCUCCCCCUCAGGCUAUUAAAACAUCCUCUGUGACAAUGACCAGUCCUUCAAUGCGCUUGCAGGAAGCCAUAAGGAUGAAAACUGCAGCAAUGUCUUCAAGAGACGGUCUACCUUCCAGACUGUGUGUGAAAUCACCGACUUCUGGCUGUGUCAGCGAACCAGGAGCUACGCCACAGAAAUCACACGAAGCAUAUGACAUGCACAAGUCUCCAGCCUCUACUGCCAGCUUUAUCUUCUCUAGGAGCACAAAAAAGGUUGUCAUAGAGACUACCUCAUCCCCAGAGGUUCAGGCAAGUCUGAAGCAAAGCUUGGCAGCUGAGCUCAUGCAGGUGUCUGACCAAUCAAAAGCUGCUGCUUUCUCAUUUGAUGGAGUAAAGUGCGAUAAAGUUCCUCCACCUGUAGCCAAGAAGCCAAUGCAGAGCAGCGUCGACCCUUCACCAAGUCUUCCAAAUUCUUUGGCGAAGAUGGAGCUCAAUGUCAAAGGAAAUGGAGCAAUAGGAGGAGAACAUAUUAGUGGAAUAAACACAUCUGAAACAACAACCAGAGUGACAGCAGACACAAUUGAAACACUGUUCUGAAAGACCUCUUCAGUGAUUAACCAAGAACCAUACUGAUGGCGGGGAACAAGCAGGAAAAAAGGACAACUCCCAGCAAAGACUGACUGAUACUAAGAGACAUUAAGCUCAACUAUCUAAGUGUUGGCGUGUGUUUCUUCCAAAAAGCCUUAGCCUGUUAUGGCCUUCCUUAAUAUUUAUGCAAAAAAAAAAAAAAAAU
Molecule: messenger RNA, 5084 nt
Organism: Archocentrus centrarchus (flier cichlid)
Lineage: Eukaryota; Metazoa; Chordata; Actinopteri; Cichliformes; Cichlidae
Gene: nhsl3
Product: NHS like 3
Exons: 9
Coding region: 359-4888 (1509 amino acids)
Biological process (GO): cell differentiation
Source: RefSeq, a predicted model, not a curated record